Messenger RNA from Selaginella moellendorffii, 774 nucleotides. RefSeq lists its product as uncharacterized. The transcript has a single exon. NCBI's taxonomy places the organism in Eukaryota, Viridiplantae, Streptophyta, Lycopodiopsida, Selaginellales, Selaginellaceae. The coding region runs from base 1 to 774 and encodes 257 amino acids. The record is from RefSeq and is a predicted model, not a curated record. Gene Ontology annotation, biological process: regulation of DNA-templated transcription. Gene Ontology annotation, molecular function: DNA binding; DNA-binding transcription factor activity.
AUGGCGAGAGCAAGCAAGAGAAGUAGAGAAGGCGAUGGUAUCAUGGUGCUGACAAAGAAGCGUCGACUGAGAAGCGAGAGGGCUUGCAAGCUCACGGCCGAGGAGGUGAGGGACCAAAACUUGUACGGCGUGUGGGAGCACCACGACCUUCCGGACAACGUGUACCAGUGCCCAAGGUGCCAAUCUUACAACACGCGGUUCGAUUACUACAACAACGAGAAGAGUACUGGCAAGCGCGACCAGCCGCGUUACAUUUGUAGGUCGUGCAAGGGAAAAUGGACACAAGGUGGCAAGGUGAGGGACGUAUCGCUAUCGCCCACGGGUGGAAAUAAGAGAAAAUCCAAAGCUUUAAGGAGUCAUGAGGGAGGGGGUGCGUGUGACAAGGUCACUCCAGUCGUCCAAGAAGAAUUUAUAGGCGAAUCAUCGGGUCCAGGAGAGGAGGGUUUUGAUCAAACUACUUGUUGGGAGCAAGGUCAUGGUGUUGGUGAUUGUGCUCAACCUUUCUCACAUGAAACUUUUGAUCAAAUCAGUUGUUGGGAGCUUCUACCAGCCUUAGGUCAAGGGCCUGUUGGUGAUUGUGUGCAAGAAGUGUUUGCUCAAACUAGCGAGCUUGGCGAUGGAGUGUUUGCUGAUCAAGUUAGUCAGGAGUUUGUUGGUGGGGUUCAAGGUGGAGAUGUGCAAACCAAUUGCUGGGGGCAACCUCAAGAAUUCAAUGAUGUGUUUAUUGAUAUUGAGGGAUUUCUGGCAGACCUGCCAGAAAUACAAGCUUGCUGA